Trichoderma reesei QM6a is the source of this 4329-nucleotide messenger RNA. RefSeq names its product cation transporting ATPase. Gene Ontology annotation, biological process: calcium ion transmembrane transport; intracellular calcium ion homeostasis. Lineage: Eukaryota; Fungi; Ascomycota; Sordariomycetes; Hypocreales; Hypocreaceae. The record is from RefSeq and is a predicted model, not a curated record. Gene Ontology annotation, molecular function: P-type calcium transporter activity; ATP hydrolysis activity; ATP binding. The transcript has 2 exons. Bases 1 to 4140 code for a protein of 1379 amino acids. Gene Ontology annotation, cellular component: membrane; intracellular membrane-bounded organelle.
AUGCAUGUCUCUAGGCCCACGAUAACAAUUGACACGACUGCCGUCAAUUCCAACAGCAACGUGACCGAGGUGACCCAGGACGUCAACGGGCAGCAGCAACCUGCCUAUACCAGCGUCUCCCCCAGCUCCCAUCCCGACGACGCGACCAGCCCCUCGACCAUGGUAGAGCCGCCCUAUGGCUUCUCUCAAGGAGGACGUCCCGAUUUGCGAACCGACACGUCCUUUGACACCAGCAGAGACAACAGCCGACCUACAAGCCCUCACAACAUUUCGACUCCCAUUGCCGCGUUGGGCAACGAGCAUGGAUUCUUGGUCGUGCCGUCGAAUAACUUGAGAUCGCGACAGAACUCAGUGGACUCGGAGGAUGCGUCUCGCUCUUUUGUCUCGGGUGGCGAUGCAACAGUGGUGCCGUCCAGCUCGACGCAGACUGACAAGUACAAGACGACACCGACCAACGAUAAGAUCAUGACCGACGAGACGGCAUUGAAGCCCGAUGCCGGGACCGAGGCCGACUUUGAGGUCGAAAACAACCCAUUUGCCUUUACGCCCGGGCAGCUCAACAAGAUGUUUAACCCCAAGAACCUCGCGGCCUUUUACCAGCUGGGCGGCUUGCGUGGCUUGGAACGCGGCCUGCGAACGGACCGCAAGGCUGGCUUGAGCACUGAAGAGAAUCUGCUGGAGGGACGCGUUACCUUCAGUGAGGCCACGUCAAAGAAGGCCGACAAGCAUAAUGGCGACGCCGCGCCGCCUCCCGCGAAUGCUGCUCGCGUUUCGUCUUCAUCAAGCCACAAACCCCAGGGAUUCCAGGAUCGAUACCGCGUCUUCAGGGACAACCGGCUGCCGGAGAAGAAGGGCAAGAGCCUGCUGGAACUCAUGUGGAUCACCUACAACGACAAGGUGCUGAUACUCUUGUCCAUUGCCGCCGCCGUCAGUCUCGCUGUUGGUCUCUACCAGACAUUCGGUCAGCAGCAUGAUGCAAAUGAGCCAAAGGUCGAAUGGGUCGAGGGCGUUGCCAUUAUCGUUGCCAUCGCCAUUGUCGUCAUUGUUGGAUCGCUGAAUGAUUACCAAAAAGAACGCCAAUUUGCAAAGCUGAACAAAAAGAAGCAAGAUCGAAAUGUUAAGGUUAUCCGCUCCGGCCAAACAAUGGAAAUCUCGGUGUACGAUCUCAUGGUCGGCGACGUGAUCCAUCUUGAGCCUGGCGACUUGGUCCCCGUUGAUGGAAUCCUGAUUGAAGGCUUUGACGUCAAAUGCGAUGAAUCCCAAACGACGGGUGAAUCGGACAUCAUACGCAAAAGGAACGCCGACGAAGUCUACGAAGCCAUUGAGCAUCAUGAGAGCCUCAAAAAGAUGGAUCCUUUCAUCCAAUCCGGCGCCCGCAUCAUGGAGGGUGUUGGAACCUACAUGGCUACAUCGACUGGUAUUUACUCCUCUUACGGAAAGACUCUCAUGGCGCUCAACGAGGACCCGGAAAUGACCCCCCUCCAAGCGAAGCUCAAUGUCAUCGCCACGUACAUUGCCAAGCUCGGCGGUGCUGCUGGUCUUCUCCUGUUCAUUGUCUUGUUUAUCGAGUUCCUCGUCCGCCUGCCGCAUGACCACGGCACUCCGGCCGAGAAGGGUCAGGACUUUCUCAACAUCUUCAUCGUGGUGGUUACCAUUAUCGUCGUUGCUGUUCCAGAAGGCCUCCCCCUGGCCGUGACCUUGGCUCUUGCUUUUGCCACCACACGCAUGCUGCGGGAUGCCAACCUGGUUCGACACCUAAAGGCUUGCGAAGUGAUGGGCAACGCGACAACCAUUUGCUCCGACAAGACAGGAACCCUGACCCAGAACAAGAUGCAGGUCGUGGCCGGGACCGUGGGAAUCAACAACGAGUUUAGCAACUCUCGUGCCCAAGAUUCAGAGGACGACGGCCAGGUGUCCGCCCCGGAGUUUGUCACCAAGCUGAGCGCCCCUGUUAAGGACCUGCUCCUGGACUCUAUUGCACUCAACUCGACGGCAUUCGAAGGUGACGUUGAGGGGGAAAAGACCUUCAUUGGCUCCAAGACCGAGACGGCCCUUCUCCUCUUUGCCAGGGACCACCUGGGCAUGGGCCCCGUCAGCGAGCUUCGGGAAAACUCGACCACUCUGCAGCUAAUUCCCUUUGAUUCUGGCCGCAAAUGCAUGGGAAUCGUUGUCCGCCUCCCUGACGGAACUCCUCGACUAUACGUCAAAGGCGCCUCGGAGAUUCUGCUUGCUCAGUGUGAGCAGACCCUGCACGAUCCAUCGUCAGGCGCCGCUGUCGUGUCCAUGUCGCAAGAAGAUGUCGACGCGAUCAGCGAGCUCAUUGUUAAGUACGCAAAACGUUCUCUGCGAACCAUUGGUCUCUGCUACCGAGAUUUUGAGUCCUGGCCUCCGCGCGGUCUUCGCAGCGGCGAGAACAAGGGCGAAGUCUUGUUCGAGGAUCUCUUCCAAAAGAUGACAUUUGCCGGCAUGGUGGGUAUCCAGGAUCCUCUUCGAGAGGGCGUCGCCGAGGCUGUCAAGCUUUGUCAAUCGGCCGGCGUUGUUGUUCGCAUGGUCACUGGUGACAACAAGAUUACCGCCGAGGCGAUUGCCAAGGAAUGCGGAAUCGUGCAGUCCGACAGCGUGGUUAUGGAAGGCCCCGAGUUCCGCAACUUGGGCAAGCUCAAGCAAAAGGAAAUCAUCCCUCGGCUGCACGUGCUUGCGCGAUCCAGCCCCGAAGACAAGCGCAUCCUGGUCAAGCGACUCAAGGAGAUGGGAGAGACCGUUGCCGUGACUGGCGAUGGUACCAACGACGCUCCCGCUCUCAAGAUGGCCGAUGUUGGAUUUUCCAUGGGUAUCGCGGGUACUGAAGUUGCCAAGGAGGCGUCGGCAAUUAUCCUCAUGGAUGACAACUUCGCCAGCAUUGUCAAGGCUCUGAAAUGGGGCCGUGCCGUCAACGAUGCCGUCAAGCGAUUCCUGCAGUUUCAGCUCACCGUCAACAUCACCGCCGUCAUCCUCACCUUUGUCACUGCUGUGUCCAGCGAGUCUGAGAGUUCCGUCCUGACGGCCGUCCAGCUGCUCUGGGUCAACCUGAUCAUGGACACGCUGGCGGCUCUGGCCCUCGCCACGGAUCCUCCACAGGAUAGUGUUCUGGACAGGAAACCCGAGCCCAAGGGCUCCUCCAUCAUCUCGCCCACCAUGUGGAAGAUGAUUAUCGGACAAGCGCUGUACCAGCUGGCCAUUACGUUCCUGCUGUACUAUGGAGGUGUCAAGGUCGUCGGGCCUGUUGUUGGAGAUGACAAUCUCAAGCAUGAGGACAUUGAGACGCUGGUCUUUAACACCUUUGUGUGGAUGCAAAUCUUUAACCAGUGGAACAACCGACGCCUGGAUAACAAGUUCAACAUCUUUGAAGGCCUUACACGCAACUGGUUCUUCAUUGCCAUCAGCACGCUCAUGAUGGGUGGUCAGAUCCUGAUUGUCUUUGUGGGUGGCGCUGCCUUCCAGAUUGCGAGGAAGGACCAGUCCGGAGGCAUGUGGGGGAUUGCCCUCGUGCUUGGCAUCAUCUCCAUCCCUGUUGGCAUGCUCAUCCGCCUGAUCCCCGACAGCUUCGUCGUCAAGCUGGUGCCCGAGUUCCUUAAGCGACGCGCGAAGCAGGUACCUGGCCUGACAGUCUCGGACGAGGAGAUGGACAUGUACCCAGAGCCAUUGGCCGAUGUGCGCGACGAACUUAACUUUCUGAGGCGCAUGAAGGGAGGGCGCCUCAACAACCUAAAGUUUGCCAUCCAGCACCCGAAGGAGAUGAUUGCACGGUCUAGGAGCCAGUCUCACUCCCGAUCCAACUCAUUCAAUGCCUCAUCGGAAACGCAGGGCCGCGAGGACAGCUUCCCCUCGCGCGACGCCACCCCCAUUUCGCAACAGCGCUCGCGGUCGACCCGGUCGACUCGGUCGCGCUCCAACUCUGCGCUUGGAGCGCCCACGGUCAUGGCCGGAAUUGUCGCCGCCGGAGUAGCGGCAGGCUGGUCACCGAUCGGCCGACCCUCGGCAGAGGACAGGGAGGCCAUGAUGCAGCUCUACCAACAGCAACUACAGCAGCCAAGAACAGAAGGUGGUUCGGAGCAGGGACAGAAGCCCGCAGAGGGGCACAGCAACGAGGUGCAGAAAUAGGCGUAAUGGGAGUUGAAGGCUUUGCAUACUACGAUUCCCCAUGGGUAUGAUGAUUUGUUUAUAUCUUUUAGUUCCCCCUCCAUACUCUUCUUUCUCUUACCCGCUCUCUCUCUCUUGCCCCCCUUCUUAUCUCCUCUUUCCGAUCUCUCGUUUCUUUUUCUUCUGGGUAAAACAUUGCAUAGGCUUGUU